GCAGGACUUAUUAUCUUUGUUGAGAGCCGGUCACACUGCAUUCCACCAUUUUCUUUGUCGCUUUGUUGCGCCCGUGUGCUAUUCGAAAAUUCUGUGAUCAAAAACCGACUAAUUACGCAUAGAAAAUGGAGAUGUCCUUGAAUCCCGUGCGCGUGCUCAAGAAUGAGGCGCAGGAGGAGAAGGCCGAGAUGGCCCGCCUGUCCUCGUUCAUUGGCGCCAUCGCUAUCGGGGAUCUGGUGAAGAGCACCCUGGGCCCCAAGGGCAUGGACAAGAUCCUGGUGGCCACCGGCCGCAAUGCCGGCCAGGUGGAGGUGACCAACGAUGGUGCAACGAUUCUGCGUGCCGUCGGUGUCGACAAUCCGGCCGCCAAGAUCCUGGUCGACAUGUCGCGUGUCCAGGACGAGGAGGUGGGCGACGGCACCACCUCGGUCACCGUGUUGGCCUCGGAGCUGCUGCGCGAGGCCGAGAAACUGGUCGAACAGAAGCUGCACCCACAGAUCAUCGUCUCCGGCUGGCGCCAGGCCACCCAGGUGGCCCUGGAGGCGCUCACCGCCGCCUCCCAGGACAACUCGUCCAGCAACGAGAAGUUCCGCAACGAUCUGCUCAACAUUGCCCGCACCACGCUCUCCUCGAAGAUCCUGCACCAGCACAAGGACUUCUUCGCCAACUUGGCCGUGGACGCUGUGAUGCGUCUGAAGGGCUCCGGCGAACUGAAGUCCAUUCAGAUCAUCAAGAAGUCGGGCGGCACUCUGGAGGACUCCUUCCUGGACGAGGGCUUCCUGCUGGACAAGAAGCCCGGCGUGCACCAGCCACAGCGUAUCGAGAAUGCCAAAAUCCUGAUUGCCAACACGCCCAUGGACACCGACAAGAUCAAGGUGUUCGGCAGCAGCAUCAAGGUCGAUUCGCUGGCCAAGAUCGCCGACUUGGAGAUGGCCGAGAAAGAGAAGAUGAAGGAAAAGGUGGACAAGAUCCUGAAGCAUCAGUGCAACGUGUUCAUCAACCGCCAGUUGAUCUACAACUAUCCGGAGCAGCUGUUCGCCGAUGCCCAGGUGAUGUCCAUCGAGCAUGCCGACUUUGAUGGUAUCGAGCGUUUGGCUUACUGCACCGGCGGAGAGAUUGUCUCCACCUUCGAGAAUCCCUCGCUGGUGAAGCUGGGCGAGUGCGAUGUCAUCGAGCAGGUGAUGAUCGGCGAGGACACACUGCUGCGCUUCAGCGGCGUCAAGCUGGGCGAGGCCUGCACCAUCGUGAUCCGCGGCGCCACCCAACAGAUCCUGGACGAGGCCGAUCGCUCCCUGCACGACGCCCUGUGCGUGCUGGCGGCCACCGUGAAGGAGUCGCGCAUCAUCUUCGGUGGCGGCUGCUCGGAGGCGCUGAUGGCCAACGCUGUGCUGAAGAAGGCUGCCGAGACUCCCGGCAAGGAGGCCAUCGCCAUCGAGGCCUUUGCCCGUGCCCUGCUGUCGCUGCCCACGGCCAUUGCCGACAAUGCCGGCUACGAUUCCGCCCAGUUGAUCUCGGAGCUGCGUGCCGCCCACGCCCAGGGCAAACAGACUCUGGGUCUGGACAUGGAGCUGGGCAAGGUGGCCGACGUUCGCGAGCUGGGCAUCACCGAGUCCUUUGCCGUGAAGCGCCAGGUCCUGAUGUCCGCCUCCGAGGCUGCAGAGAUGAUCCUGCGCGUGGACAACAUCAUCCAGUGCGCUCCACGCCGACGCGUUCCCGACAGGGGCUACUGCUAGACGCUUAAGAAGUAUUCUCGUUCUAGGAUCCUAUUUUUUUAAUUAUGAACUCUCGUUUAACAUCAUCGCUCUAAUCUAAUACGUUUUGUUUACACUAAUAACACCACACACCACACACAUUAGCAUUUAUAUUGCAUCCCCCAAAAAGAAGAAGAAAAACAAAAAACAAAAUCGCACACUUUCUCUCGCUAAAUUUGUCCCUUUCGUGUAAUUCUUUCACUUAAUUGUUAAACAAAUUGAUAUGUUGCAAGCCGAGCUUUUGAUUCGAUAAGUGGAUAUGGGUGCGAUCAAACAAAAACAUUUCAAAAAUGUCUAAAACACCAUCAAAACCAAAACCAACAAAUAAACAAACUUGUAAAUGAAUACAAUUUUUGUAAACAUUUUAUGUGUGCAAAUUGAAGACCAUUAAACAGCAAGAAAAAAAAAACUGAAAUAAAUGAUAAUAUAUUUAUGCUUAACAAAACUAAACGAAA
This is a messenger RNA of Drosophila gunungcola (fruit fly), 2206 nucleotides long. RefSeq names its product T-complex protein 1 subunit beta (gene CCT2). Gene Ontology annotation, cellular component: chaperonin-containing T-complex; cytosol. Bases 126 to 1733 code for a protein of 535 amino acids. The transcript is spliced from 4 exons. Gene Ontology annotation, molecular function: ATP hydrolysis activity; ATP binding; ATP-dependent protein folding chaperone. The record is from RefSeq and is a predicted model, not a curated record. Gene Ontology annotation, biological process: protein folding. NCBI's taxonomy places the organism in Eukaryota, Metazoa, Arthropoda, Insecta, Diptera, Drosophilidae.